This is a messenger RNA of Cladophialophora psammophila CBS 110553, 1062 nucleotides long. RefSeq lists its product as uncharacterized. The coding region runs from base 1 to 1062 and encodes 353 amino acids. The record is from RefSeq and is a predicted model, not a curated record. The transcript is spliced from 3 exons. NCBI's taxonomy places the organism in Eukaryota, Fungi, Ascomycota, Eurotiomycetes, Chaetothyriales, Herpotrichiellaceae.
AUGGCUGUAAUGACCCGGCAGAGAGCGAGAUCCAGUCGAGGUUUGGCUGAGCGAGGACCAAUCCCGGUAACUUUGGUCUCUGGGUUUCUAGGGAGUGGUAAGACAACACUUCUCAAACACAUCCGCACCUCUGGCCAGCACUCUCUGCAGGUCGCGGUCAUUGUCAAUGACAUGGCCGCUCUUAACAUCGACGCCUCCCUCAUCAAACGUCACAUGGCCUCACGGACGCAGGAACGUCUGAUACAGAUGGAGAAUGGCUGCAUCUGCUGCACACUUCGCGGGGACUUGCUCGAAGAGUUGGCGAACUUGGCUCGCAACGGAGAGUGCGAAUACGUCCUUAUUGAGAGCACAGGCAUCAGCGAGCCAAUGGCAGACUUGGAUGGUUUGCAAAAUGUCGCCAAACUAGACGCCCUUGUUACCAUUGUCGACGCGUUCAAUUUCUUGGACAAUUUUGCGACCACAGAGUUUAUUACGGACCGAUGGGGAAAGGAAGGUGUUGAUCCAGAAGACGAACGUACUAUAACGGAUUUGAUGGUUGACCAGAUGUCGGUAUAUUGUCUGAAGACACAAGUCAGGCUAAGCUCUUACGACAUAACUAAUCAGUCCGUGACAAACAGUGAAUUCGCCAACACCAUCAUCCUCAACAAGGCCGACAGCGUGGACAAGGCGACAAAGUCUCGGAUCAGGGCCGUUAUCCAUCAACUCAACCCUGCCGCAAAAGUCUUAGAAUCCAAUUACUCCAAAGUCGACGCCAGAGAAGUCAUCGCCACCAAGACAUUCUCGUUCGAAAAAGCCGCUACCAAUAUUUUCAUUGAAGCCGACUUUGCCGAACCCUGGGGCGACCGACGACAAGAAAUCGUGUUCAUUGGCGAGAAACUCCACACGGCCGGUCUGAAGGCCGAAUUCGACCAAUGCUUGUUGACAGAUGCCGAAAUGCAAAAGUGGGAGAAGAUCAUGAAAUCUUCUGAAGACAAGCAGGUCAUCAAUGAUAAAUCGGCAGUUGUCUUCGAAGGUGACAUAAUCCAACAAUAUCAGGAUGUCUUACCUGGAAUUUACAACUGA